AUGGAAAGUCUCCCACCCGAACUCAUCCUGAAUAUAGUUUCAGGGCUUCCUGUUUCGUUUUUAGUACAAUUCAAGUCUAUAUGCAAAGGUUGGCGCAUGUUAUUACAAAAUCCUGAUCUUGUUAAUAUGCACAGCACACGCAUGCGUGAGAGCAAUCCAUGCCUCAUCUUCCACUGUGAUUAUCUAAUCAGAAACCAGCUUUACUUUGUAGAGCUCCCUGCUUGCAUCGACAAGAAGGAAAAGGUGAAAAAGCUUCAUGUGCCUUUCUCGGUUACGAUGCCUGAGUUUGAUGUUGUAGGCUCAUGUAACGUUUAUUGCAACUACGAGAUACUAGAGAUAUGGGUGCUGAAAAAGUAUGGUGUGGGUGAGUCUUGGAACAAGAAAUUCUGUAUAGGAAACUACGUGCCUAUUGGACUUGAAAAGGAUGAGGACCAAUAUUUUGAGAUUUUGAAGAUCACUUCGAAAAGAAGGUUUGUUAAUUCGAGUUUUAUGCCUCUUGAAGACCGGCGGUGA
Molecule: messenger RNA, 513 nt
Organism: Carya illinoinensis
Lineage: Eukaryota; Viridiplantae; Streptophyta; Magnoliopsida; Fagales; Juglandaceae
Product: F-box protein At3g07870-like
Exons: 2
Coding region: 1-513 (170 amino acids)
Molecular function (GO): protein binding
Source: RefSeq, a predicted model, not a curated record